AAUUAAUUUACUUAUACGCAUCGUAUCCUAAUCCAAAUAAAACUUACGUAACAAAUCAAAAUAGUGUUUUUUAUGUUAUAUUACACAAAAAUAUAUUUUCUUAGAUUUUUAUAAUUAAUUUUUAAAGAACCACCCUGUCCUAACCCAAAAUGAUAGUGUUGGAAAACCGCGCAAUGGAGAAGGUACUGAAUAUGCCCACGCGCCGAGCACUUGGUCGUUAGUUUCACUUGUUACGUUGGUUUUCAUUUUCCUGAGGAGCUAAGCGGACAGCAUGGAGCGCAAACUGCACAGUGGGAUGCACCACGCCACCCUGCGCCUGCUGCAGGAGUCGGGCUGCGAGAUAGCGCCGCACAAUCUGAUGUACCCGGUGUUCAUCGUGAGCAACGACGAUGACGUCCAGCCGAUUGCCAGCAUGCCGGGAAUCUCGAGAUUCGGUCUGAAUCGCCUGCGGGAGCACCUGCAGCCACUGGUGGCCAAGGGCUUGUCCUCGGUGCUGCUGUUCGGCGUGGUGGAGCCCCAGCUGAAGGACGAGCAGGCCUCGAAUGCGGACUCCGCCGAGAACCCGGUGGUUAAGGCUCUGCCCAAGCUUCGGGAAUGGUUCCCGGAUCUCCUGAUUGCCUGCGAUGUUUGCAUCUGUCCGUACUCUUCGCACGGCCACUGUGGUCUCCUGGGCGAAACGGGUCUGGAGAAUGGUCCCAGCAUCAGGAGGAUAGCUGAGAUUGCCGUGGCCUAUGCCAAGGCUGGUGCCCACAUCGUGGCUCCUUCCGACAUGAUGGACAACCGGGUGAAGGCCAUCAAGCAGGCCCUCAUCGAUGCCGAAAUGAACAGUGUGUCCCUGCUGGCCUACUCCGCCAAGUUUACCUCCAAUUUUUACGGACCCUUCCGGGAGGCAGCCCAAUCGGCUCCCAAGUUCGGCGAUCGAAGGUGCUAUCAGCUGCCCAGCGGCUCCCGCAGCUUGGCCAUGAGAGCCAUCCAGCGUGAUGUGGCCGAGGGAGCAGACAUGCUGAUGGUCAAGCCGGGCAUGCCCUAUCUGGACAUCCUGCGCUCCACCAAGGAUUCCUAUCCGUACCACACGCUGUACGUCUACCAGGUGUCCGGGGAGUACGCUAUGCUGUAUCAUGCCGCCAAGGCGGGCGCUUUCGACCUCCAGGAUGCCGUGCUGGAGGCCAUGAAGGGCUUCCGAAGAGCUGGCGCGGAUUGCAUCAUCACCUACUACACGCCCUUCCUGCUCGACAUUAUCGGAAGGGUUAAAUGAGUUGUCUACCUCAAAGGCGUAACCUUCGAUGUCUUAAAACCAUUUUCAUGUGGAUUAGAGUGGACUUCUUUUAGCUGAUAGAAUAGUGCAAUAUUUUAAAAUAUGCUUUAUAGAGCACUUCAAGAACAUGACUUUAAAGACAUUUAAUAAGAGGAAAAACAAAUGUUUACCUUGAUUUAGGAACCAACAUAUUCAAUUAAUGUAUUAAGCAUUUUAACAAGACUAAGGCAAAUACUUACUUAUGAGCGAUAAGCUCUUUAGAUGACAGUUUUUGAUAUUAAAGGUAUACCCUUCGCCCCCUACAGAGGUCCACUCUAAUCGAUGAUCACCAUUACAAGUGCUUUUAGUUAGGUGCCUCGCUCCAUACGCGCAAAUACACACACAAAUAGAAUGUA
Drosophila biarmipes is the source of this 1650-nucleotide messenger RNA. Its product is annotated as delta-aminolevulinic acid dehydratase. Gene Ontology annotation, molecular function: porphobilinogen synthase activity; zinc ion binding. The record is from RefSeq and is a predicted model, not a curated record. Lineage: Eukaryota; Metazoa; Arthropoda; Insecta; Diptera; Drosophilidae. Gene Ontology annotation, cellular component: cytosol. The transcript has a single exon. Gene Ontology annotation, biological process: heme biosynthetic process. Bases 272 to 1255 code for a protein of 327 amino acids.